CGGCGUGCGCGCCUCCGCCCCCCCCCCGCCACCGCCGCUCCCCGGGCCGGAGGGGUCUUCACCGGCCCCGCUAUUGGCGGCCGCUGCAGUGCCUGUGCGGACUGCCCCGCCGCGCAGGCGUGGGGCUGCGGGUGCGUUGCGGCCGGAGCGGGGCGAGCGACAGGGGAAGGAGAGGACGGGGCGGCAUCGCCAGCAGGCGUUCGCCAGGGGCACCCCUCCCGGCCGAAGGUCCCUGCGGGCCGGCCGCUCCCCCCACCCGUCGCCCGUGGCAACGGGUGAAGCCGCCGCCGCGGCGGUGGCGGGGCCUGGCGCGAAGGCCGGGUCCAGGGUCCAAGGCCCGGGCAGCGGGGCCUGGAGCUGCCCCGUCCCCCGGCGCCAUGGCCGCUGAGGUGGUGGUUGUGGGAUCCUGUAUGACCGACCUGGUCAGCCUGACUACGCGAUUGCCAAGAUCUGGAGAAACUAUCCUUGGACAUAAGUUUUUCAUUGGUUUUGGUGGGAAAGGAGCCAACCAGUGUGUCCAGUCUGCUCGACUUGGGGCCAAGACCUCACUGAUCUGCAAGGUUGGGAAGGAUUCCUUUGGCAAUGAUUAUGUUGAAAACUUGAAGAAGAAUGGUAUUUCUACAGCAUUUGUAGGUCAGACUGCAGAUGCUGCUACUGGAACUGCUUCAAUAAUUGUCAACAGUGAAGGACAGAAUGUUAUUGUCAUAGUCCCAGGAGCCAACCUGCUUUUCAAUUUUGAAGACCUGAAGAGGGCUUCUGAUGUCAUCUGUAAAGCCAAAGUGGUUGUUUGCCAACUAGAAAUAACCCCUGCUGUUUCUCUUGAAGCUCUGAAAAUGGCACGUGCCAAUGGAGUAAAGACUUUAUUUAAUCCAGCUCCAGCCCUUGCUGACCUAGAUCCACAAUUUUAUACCCAUUCUGAUAUCUUCUGCUGCAAUGAAACUGAGGCAGAAAUUUUAACGGGCAUCCCAGUUGGCAACCUUGAAGAUGCUGGAAAGGUGGGACGCAUGCUGUUAGAAAGAGGGUGUAAGCUCAUAAUUGUUACUCUUGGAGCAGAAGGCUGCAUGAUGAUAUCAGUAGAAGAACCCAUUCCAAAGCACGUUCCUGCUGGGAAGGUCAGGGCUGUGGACACUACGGGAGCUGGAGACAGUUUUGUGGGAGCACUGGCCUUCUACCUGGCUUACUAUCCCAAGUUAUCCAUGGAGGAUAUGAUCAGGAAUUCUAACUACGUUGCAUCAGUGAGCGUCCAGGCAGCAGGGACACAAUCUUCAUAUCCUUACAGGAAGGACUUGCCCCAGAACCUCUUCUAACUGACAUUGCUUAGCUCAAGGUACCAAUUUUAUCUUAUCACAGACAGCAUUAGUCUUCUGACUGCACCGAAGUUCUUCUCUGCCACUUGGAAAGACCAGGAAAGCCUUUUUGUUUCUUAUGUGAGGAAUCCUGUUUGUUGCUGCUCUACAGUGGUAAGAUGGGAUGGGAACACGAGGUCUUUUGAACACAGCACAGCAGUAGGUCUCUCUGGCCCCACAUGCAACCAUGGGGCUAAGGCUCAUGUGAAGCAGAGCAUUAGGUCUGAGACUGCAGCUUCAGUCCUUGGCUGCAGCCACCCAGGCCAGUGCCUGGCUCCUGCCCCAUCUGCUCCCAUGCAGCUCUGCCAGGCUGGGGAAGGUCCUUCAGACUGGUAAGAGGAUGAGUGUGCUACUAAGGUAGACUUUGAAAAACAUUUCUAGCACUAUUAGCUAAUAGGUGAGCUAAUUAAGGAAGAAAAACUUGCAAAACCAUCCCAGAACUACAUUGGCUGUCUGCUUUCUUCAUGCUUGACAAAAACCCAGGAGGGAAAAAUCCAACCUGCUUACCUGACUGACAAUAACCUAGCCCUUGUGGCCAUGGUCACAGCUUGUCCAAAAGCUCAUCUCAAUUGACCAGGUUCCCACUGUUUAUCUCUUUCCUAGGAAGGCGCUGGUGCAGCACUUGCCCUCCAAGGACUGACCAGUUCGUGGUCACUACUGUUGAAUCUGUGGCUGGUAGGUUAGAAAAACUCGCAAUCCUGCCAUUGAAUUCCUGCUGUGGAAAAUGUUGAUUUUUAUUGCCAUAUAAAACAAUAGCUCCUUUGAAGAUUACAGCCUCUUUCACAAUGGAAAACACAAUGGGAUUUGCUAUUUAAUUUUUUUUUUAAUUGAGUACUGUAAAAAUAACUCAAAAGAUAAAUAAAUGUUACUCUGAUGAUCUA
This is a messenger RNA of Strigops habroptila (Kakapo), 2227 nucleotides long. RefSeq names its product ribokinase (gene RBKS). Lineage: Eukaryota; Metazoa; Chordata; Aves; Psittaciformes; Psittacidae. Gene Ontology annotation, molecular function: ribokinase activity. Gene Ontology annotation, biological process: D-ribose metabolic process. Bases 378 to 1307 code for a protein of 309 amino acids. The record is from RefSeq and is a predicted model, not a curated record. The transcript has 8 exons.